This is a messenger RNA of Tigriopus californicus, 1054 nucleotides long. RefSeq names its product eukaryotic translation initiation factor 3 subunit J-like (gene eIF3j). Gene Ontology annotation, molecular function: translation initiation factor activity. Bases 227 to 964 code for a protein of 245 amino acids. NCBI's taxonomy places the organism in Eukaryota, Metazoa, Arthropoda, Copepoda, Harpacticoida, Harpacticidae. Gene Ontology annotation, cellular component: eukaryotic translation initiation factor 3 complex; cytoplasm. The transcript has 4 exons. The record is from RefSeq and is a predicted model, not a curated record.
GAGUGAGUGAGUCAGUCAGUCAGUGUUUGAGCCGUUGGAGCGCUGUGGCCGAUGUGGGCCGUGGACAACGUGAAUCCGUCUCGAUCAUCCAAGGAGUGACCCAUCGUCGUCCAUUGGGCCAGUCAUCCGGACGUGAGUGCCGCUGAGCGCCUUGUCAUUCCUUGUUGGCCGUGUUGGAUUGAAUUGAUUGGUCCCUCCCCACCUUGAUCCGAAGGCGCCUCUCAGCAUGAGCGACGCUUGGGAUGCCGAUGAUUUUGAACCUCCGCCGGGCACGGGUGCGGCGGGCGGGGACGCGCCCAAGAUCCCCAUCGCCAAAUUAGACAAAUGGGCGGGUGAGGACGAGGACGACGACGUCAAGGACGCGUGGGACAAGUCGGAUUCGGACUCGGAUUCGGGCGAAGAAGACCCGGAUCGGCCCAAAGCUGUGCAGCGCAAGAAGAAGAAGAAAUUGGCCGAGAUCAUCGCCGAGAAAGAAGCGGCUAAAGCGGCUCAGCAGGCGGCCCGGGCGGCCGAGGAGGCGGCCAAACGCCAAUUGAACACGCCCGAGGCCAAAAUGGUCGAGAAGAUGCGACUCAAGAAAAUGGAGGAGACCUCCAAUCUCCAGCUGGCUCAGGAAAUGAUGGGACUAAAAGUGGGCAGUAUCGAUGCGAUGGUGCCGGUGGAAAAAGCCGAUUUUGAUCAACUCGACAAAGCGGUGGUGAACAAGAUCAGUAUGUACGCCGAAUCACCGCACUUCCCCGACUUUGUCGAGAACCUGAUCAAAAACAUGUGUCUGGACCUGAACGCCACCACCCUCAAGAAGAUCAAGAUGAACGUGGAAGCCUUGCACGCAGCCAAACUCAAGGACGAGCGAGCCAAGGCCAAGAAACCCAAUGCUAAAAAAGGGGGCACGAUACGAAUGGACACUGCCAAGGAUAUGUUCUCUGGUGGUGCGGACUACGACGAACUGGACGACUUCAUGUGAUAUUCUUGGUUCCUGUGCACUCACCUACCUAUCUUUGGCUUUGUUACGUCUCACAAUAAAACCAUUGUUACGGUGGGGUCUAUUAUACUA